UUUGAUAAGAAUAUCAUAGAAUUAGAAAGCUCUCGAGAUAAUUACAGUCAAAAAUGUUAUUUAUAAAAGGUCGAUCGGGAAUCUUUUUGUUUUAAUUUUCAGCCAUGAAAGUGUUUGUGCUUUUACUAGCCGUACUCGGCACUACUCUAGCGGCAAAAUUGGAUAAAACUCCCAAUGGCCUAGCAGCGUUACUCGCCGAAAAAGGAGGCGUACCAGUUGGUGGAAUUGGUACUCGCAUUGUGGGAGGCACAACUACACCAAUUGAACAAGUUCCAUACAUCGUUUCCAUGCAAAGAUUUGGCGCUCAUCGUUGUGGUGGUGGGAUCAUAAGUCCAACGAGAAUCUUAACUGCAGCGCAUUGCCUCUAUGCAUGGACGGGCACAGGAUGGGCUCCAAUUCCACCAAGUGAACUAUCAGUUCGAGCUGGGUCAUCUAGCAGUACAACUGGCGGUCAACUUAUUCAAGUUGCAAGUUAUGUAAAUCAUCCCCUCUACAAUGAAAACACAUUAGACAACGACAUAACGGUAAUGCAUCUUGUAUCGGCAUUGGAUUUAUCACCUGCCGGUGUGGCUAUUAUUGGAUUGCCGGCGCAAAAUGCUGGAGUUGCUGCAGGAACAUCAGCACGAGUGUCUGGCUGGGGUGCCUUAUGGGAAGGUGGUCCAGGAUCUGUAGCUUUACAAGCCGUAAAUGUUCCAGUCGUCACUAAUGCUGAGUGUAAUGCCUCAUAUGGCGGUGGCAUCACAAACGGUAUGAUUUGUGCCGGUUUCCCAGAAGGAGGAAGAGACGCCUGUCAAGGUGACUCAGGUGGCCCACUUUCAGCUGGCAAUCAGCUGAUUGGUGUUGUUUCGUGGGGAGAAGGAUGUGCCAGGGCAGGUUUCCCAGGAGUGUACGCACGAGUUGCAUAUUAUAGAAACUGGAUCGAUGCAAACUAAGUCUGACAAAAUAAAAAUAA
Messenger RNA from Bradysia coprophila, 952 nucleotides. Its product is annotated as trypsin-3-like. Gene Ontology annotation, biological process: proteolysis. The record is from RefSeq and is a predicted model, not a curated record. Gene Ontology annotation, molecular function: serine-type endopeptidase activity. NCBI's taxonomy places the organism in Eukaryota, Metazoa, Arthropoda, Insecta, Diptera, Sciaridae.